GAAGCGAAUAUAGUGUGUUAGUGAUUUUUUUCACGCACAUCUAAAAACUUUUCUCAAAAACUUUUUAAAUUAUUUAUAUAUAUUUAAUAAAAACUUUAGCAAUAUGCAGUUUUGGAGCAGUAGAAAAUGUCGCUGCUUAGCAAUAUUUAUGGUAAUUUACGUAUUUUAUAAUCCUACUGAUUCAGGAGCAGUGGAUAUGAAUAGUGAAAAUAUUGAUAUGACUUUAGCUUCGAAUGAAUUGGUUUUUCUCAACUUCUACGCCGAAUGGUGCCGAUUUAGUAAUCUCCUCGCGCCAAUAUUCAAUGAAGCUGCUGAUAAGGUGAAAGAGGCUUUUCCUGAAGCAGGUAAAGUAGUACUCGGAAGAGUUGAUUGUGAUCGCGAAACUUCGAUUGCAUCUCGUUUCCAUAUAACCAAAUACCCAACACUUAAGGUGAUACGUAAUGGCCAGCUGAGCAAGCGUGAAUAUCGUGGUCAACGGUCUGCGGAGGCGUUUUUGGAAUUUGUACGCAAACAGCUUGAGGAUCCCAUCAAGGAGUUCAAAUCAUUGAAGGAUUUGGAAAAUCUAGACUCGAGAAAACGUAUUAUUAUAGGUUAUUUCGAUCGUCGCGAUCAGCCGGAGUAUGAUACUUUCCGUAAGGUUGCUACAAAUUUGAAGGAGGAUUGUCAAUUCCAUGUCGGCUUCGGUGAUGCAGCUCAAGCUAUGCAUCCGCCUGCUGUGGACACUGACAGCGAUAUAAAGCGAGGCAACCCGAUUAUUGUAUUCCGUCCCGAUGUUGCGCUCUCGCAUGAAAACGAUGAAACCUAUACCGGCAGCUUGAAAAACUUUGAUGAGCUGAAAAUUUGGGUGCAAGAAAAAUGUGUGCCCUUGGUGCGUGAAAUUACUUUCGAAAACGCAGAAGAGUUGACCGAAGAGGGAUUGCCAUUUUUGAUACUCUUCCACAAACCCGACGAUACCGAGGCAAUUAAGGACUACAAGGCGAUUAUCGAAACUCAAUUAUUGGAUGAAAAACAGAAUAUUAAUUUCCUUACCGCCGAUGGCCAACGAUUUGCACAUCCUCUACAUCAUUUGGGCAAAUCGGAGGAUGACUUGCCGUUGAUUGCUAUCGAUUCAUUCCGCCACAUGUACAUGUUCCCAAAGUUCGAAGAUAUGUAUCAGCCUGGUAAACUAAAGCAAUUUUUGCAAGAUUUGUACAGUGGAAAAUUGCACAGAGAAUUCCAUUAUGGACCCGAUCCAUCUGGCAAUGAAGUGCAAACCGAAGUUGUAAUGAAAAUUGGCAAAGGCACUUCACCGCCUGAAUCGAGUUUUAAGAAGUUGGGUCCAUCGAAAAACCGUUAUACAUUACUGCAUAAGGAUGAGCUGUAAAGCAUGUUAUUAGGCUAUAGGCUAAACCCUACACACUCAGAUACACACAUACACAAGCAUACACGUUCUGCAAACACAUACACAAGCAGGUACAUACCAAUGACAGUGCUGAAGUUUAAUACCAAUCAAACCAAUUCAAAUCAAACAAUCAAUCUCGUAUACAACAACAACAAUUAGAAAUAUGUAUGAAAUUUUUAAUAUUAAUGUUGCUGUUUUGUUGC
This is a messenger RNA of Bactrocera tryoni, 1584 nucleotides long. RefSeq names its product endoplasmic reticulum resident protein 44 (gene ERp44). The record is from RefSeq and is a predicted model, not a curated record. The coding region runs from base 104 to 1363 and encodes 419 amino acids. Lineage: Eukaryota; Metazoa; Arthropoda; Insecta; Diptera; Tephritidae. The transcript is spliced from 8 exons.